AUGCAACGUUUAAAGCACGCUCAAACGUCUACGAACUCGAAAAAGAAGUCAACCACCAGUCUGAUGAAAUCGAACUCAGCCGCCACUCCCGCCCAAUGUCCAAUGCCGGACUGUGAUCAAUCGCUGAUGGCUUCGAACUUCCUGCAGCACUACCUGCGGGACCAUUCGAACCUUAUCUUCAUCGCAAUCGAAGAUCGCGAAACGAUGCUAUUCCAUUUCGAGGAAAGUGCCUUCCCUUUGAACACACCGUACUGUCUCGGUGUGUUGGCUUACGGUGGACGAGCCCCUUGCCGGUCGGAAAAUCGUCCGGUGAUGCGUGGUUACGCGGUGGAAAAUCAAUUCCUUCCCCAACGCCACAAUUCGUUGAAAUAUCAUCUGCCCGUGCUAGUGAUGGGUUGCCGGACGUCACGUUUGGAUGGGCAGGGACAGGGAGAUCACGACGAGGAGAAAAAUGUGUCCAUAGUGUUCUGGUUGCUAACGAUGGGCACAGGUCCCCAGUUGCUGGGCUAUCUGUCCAUCAGUGAUUUGCUGUUGCGCCACCAACGCCGAACCAUGGUGAAGUUGUGUGAAUUGACGAACUCCAGCUCGGAAUUCCCGGGGAUCCUUUGUCCGGGGAAGGAAUGGAACAUGCUGCAGUUGAACCGAAGUGAAAUUGAUCUUCUUUCCCACGACGGUACCUCGUUGAUAAAGUUAGAAGUGAUGAUUGACGGGCCACGUUAA
Messenger RNA from Anopheles marshallii, 720 nucleotides. RefSeq lists its product as uncharacterized. NCBI's taxonomy places the organism in Eukaryota, Metazoa, Arthropoda, Insecta, Diptera, Culicidae. The coding region runs from base 1 to 720 and encodes 239 amino acids. The record is from RefSeq and is a predicted model, not a curated record. The transcript has a single exon.